AUGCGUACGGAACUUAUAUUUCUCGUACUUCUGGGCUUCGCUUCGUCAUUACCAUUAGCAUCAGACAACAAUGCCAGUGUAUCAUUAAUCAAAGAAAGCUUAGAAACCGCGGAGGUAGGUUCCAGAAUUGGUCUUGUUGAAAGAAUAGUCCUAGGAUUGCUGGAAGUUUUGAGAAAUCUGAUGAUAAAUGGCUCCGAAAAUUUCCCUGUUCUUGAUCCUAUAAACGUGGAAAAUAUUCAUUUAGACGAGAAGACUUUAAAUAUACCGAACUCACACAUCACUAUUGACGAUUUGACAAUAAGUGAUCUUAGCACCUUUGAGAUGGAAGAGAUCAAAUUUUCCAUGGCGUCUUUGUUGCUUCAGAGAUAUAAAUUGGACUUCAAUUUAUUCAUACCUGUUGUUAACGUCAAUACGAGUAGCUACGAUUUGUCACUUACAGUAUUUGGAGGUGAUAUUUACGGAAAAGGAGAUAUGAAACUUCAGAUCAUAAAACCAAGGGUUAAAGGUUACUUCGUGAUUGGAUUUAGGACAAGUGAGAAUGGCAUUUUCAUAGUUUUGCACGAAUGCAAGAUCAUAAUUGGGUUGGAUUCUUUUGAGCCUGUAAUUACCGGUAUGUUCAACAAUCAAGCAAGCAGCGAUUUCGUUUCUAGGUUUUUGAAAAAUUUAGUGAAAGAAAUGCUGGAAUUUUUCGAAGAGGAGAUAUCAUACAUCCUAAGUGUGCUAGUUCUUAUUGUUGGAAAUCUAGUAUUAUAUGAUUUCGACCUUGCCAGCUUACUUCCUAUAGCAUCAACACAAUUAUUAAAUUAAAAGCUAUUUCUUUAAAAAAAUACACGGGCUAAAUUGAAUUUCAAUUUUUUUACAAAUACUGUUAUAAAUAUUAUUUAUUUUACGAUUGAUUUAAGCUAUCUAUUUACA
This is a messenger RNA of Nymphalis io (European peacock), 915 nucleotides long. RefSeq lists its product as uncharacterized. NCBI's taxonomy places the organism in Eukaryota, Metazoa, Arthropoda, Insecta, Lepidoptera, Nymphalidae. Bases 1 to 807 code for a protein of 268 amino acids. The transcript has 7 exons. The record is from RefSeq and is a predicted model, not a curated record.